Symphalangus syndactylus (siamang) is the source of this 1174-nucleotide messenger RNA. Its product is annotated as glycosylphosphatidylinositol anchor attachment 1 protein-like. Gene Ontology annotation, biological process: attachment of GPI anchor to protein. The record is from RefSeq and is a predicted model, not a curated record. Gene Ontology annotation, cellular component: membrane; GPI-anchor transamidase complex. Lineage: Eukaryota; Metazoa; Chordata; Mammalia; Primates; Hylobatidae.
AUGUGGGACCGGCGAGAGCCCCAGAUCUUUACAAUCAUGCCAGUUGCCUACACCCCUGCCUCUUGCAGGAGUGUGUGUCCCAGGGAAGGGCAGGACUGGUCCCAGCUCACAGAGAUUCAGGGAAAAGUGAGUGCCUCAGCUGGGGUUAGAUUUGUCUACACACAGCAGAAAGUUCAGAACAGUUGUGGCAUAGACAAGAGAGAGUGCUUUCUUUCUCCUGUUAAAGAACUCUGGAGGUGGCUCUCCAUGCUGACCCGGGCUGUCCCCAAGGCCAUCAGCCAGCACCUGUCCUGCUGUCCCAGAGUCUCUGUAGCUGACUUCUGUCCUCAGUGCUGUCUCUGGACCCCAGAGGGCUGUGCUUCAGAGAUAGGAAGAGGAGAGAAGGAAGGACCAAGGCCUGCUCAGCUGUGUAAGUUCCAGGCAGACAGCCCCUGCGAGCCCCUCGCAGUGCCUCUGCUCAUGCCCGGCCAGCUUGGACUUGUUCUGGUCACCUUAGCUACAAGACAGAGAAACAGUCAUGGCUCUCAGCCAGGAUGUCUGCCUAACCUUGACCUGCUCAAUCUCUUCCAGACCUUCUGCCAAAAAGUGGGCCUGCUGUGCACACUUCAGGGUAAGCUGCAGCCCCAGGACUGGACGUUGUUGGACGAACUGCUGCAGGGCCUGCAGACACUGCUGCUCACGAUUUUGCGGCAGGCCUCCCAUGGCCUCUUCCUGCGCUGUCAUGUGGAGGCCCUAACCCUGUGACACAUCAAUAGCUUCCACCAGUACAAGUAUGACCUGGUGGCAGUGGGCAAGGCUUUGGAGGGCAUGUUCUGCAAGCUCAGCCACCUCCUGGAGCACCCGCACCAGCCGUUCUUCCUCUACCUGCUCCCCACCCUGUCCCGCUUCGCCUCCAUCGGCCUCUACAUGCCUGCCACCAGCUUCUUGCUCCUGGUCCUUGGUUUCAAGGCUCUGCAACUGUGGAUGCAGCUGCAUGAGGCCGGAGUGGGCCUUGAGAAGCUCAGGGGACCCCUGGCCCUAGUGUCCCCCCUCCCCCAGCACAGGGUGGUAAGCACACAGGUCCCAGACAGGGGCUGGAUGGCUCUGAAGCUGGUAGCCCUGAUCUACCUAGUACUGCAGCUGGGCUGCAUCGCCUUCACCAACUUCUGACUGGACUUCCUGCUGGCCGCCGCUA